AUGGCCCCCCCACCCCCCGCCAGGGGGUACCUACUGGGUACCCUCAGCAAGACGUCUGAGGGUACCCACGAUCUUAUCCGACACUCCGGCCCUGUGCAUCCAACGACGUCGAAAACUGCAGGCCCGCUUGCCUGGUGGAGCUCAGACGCAUCCAAGGAUCGGGAGGCCGAAGGCAUUGCGCGCCUUGGCCGGAUUUAUGCAUUUCGACAAACAAUCCAUCCGGGUGAACAAUACGAAGCAACAUGUGCGUCUUCCCGUGGAUCACUUACUGACCCAUCCCACCUGCGUUACGAACUGUAUAUUCAUCGAGAUGGGCAUUCCUCAUGCACCUGUCCUGGCUUUCAACGUCACGGAGGAGCCUGCAAGCAUCUGCGCGCCUUCCGACUGGUCAUUAACGAUUGGGUUGCACAUGGUGUUACGAAGCCAUUCUACUAUCCUCCUGACCUCGCUUCCGUGCGAAGCUUUCACUCCCAUGCGACCGGAUCAGACUUGGUCAAUGCGGCAGAAACGGUCUCUGUUCUCCAGAACGUACUUGCCUUGAAGCAGAUGGCCGGACCAGAGAUUUCUGAGGAGGACGAGGAAUUCGAAGUGAACAACUCGGAGAUGGGAGGAGAAGCUGAGAUUUCGAAAAGCGAGCCUGUGCCAGCGGCCCUUGGAAUCCGACCGUCGACUCCCAGCUCCGAAUCGCGUUAUGGCCCUGCUUGCUGCUGGACACGCACCCAAGCUGAUGUGCUUCUGCCGUAA
Mycena citricolor is the source of this 744-nucleotide messenger RNA. The record is from the annotation of a GenBank genome assembly. NCBI's taxonomy places the organism in Eukaryota, Fungi, Basidiomycota, Agaricomycetes, Agaricales, Mycenaceae.